AUGGCAGAUUGGGGGCCAGUGAUAAUAGCAGUGGUGCUGUUUGUGCUGUUAACACCGGGGCUGUUAUUUCAGAUACCUGGAAGGAGCAGGGUGGUUGAGUUUGGGAAUAUGCAGACAAGUGGUGCUUCUAUUGUUGUGCAUGCUAUUAUCUUUUUUGGGCUCAUCACUAUCUUCCUUAUAGCCAUUGGUGUUCACAUCUAUACUGGCUAA
Molecule: messenger RNA, 210 nt
Organism: Dovyalis caffra
Lineage: Eukaryota; Viridiplantae; Streptophyta; Magnoliopsida; Malpighiales; Salicaceae
Source: the annotation of a GenBank genome assembly